Mytilinidion resinicola is the source of this 555-nucleotide messenger RNA. RefSeq lists its product as uncharacterized. NCBI's taxonomy places the organism in Eukaryota, Fungi, Ascomycota, Dothideomycetes, Mytilinidiales, Mytilinidiaceae. The record is from RefSeq and is a predicted model, not a curated record. The coding region runs from base 1 to 555 and encodes 184 amino acids. The transcript has a single exon.
AUGGCUUCCCUAGCUUCCCCAGACCCAGCAUCGCAGGACACGACCCGCGCCCCGUCGCCCGACCCCUCGGUCAUCGCGCGCGACUUCGCCUCGCGCGCGCCGCCGACGACGUUCUUGCCGCGCAACAUGCCCGAUAUCGCCGUCCGCUAUCUGUACCUGGACUACGCGCCUGCGUCGAGCCAUUACCUGCGCAACCUCAUCGCGCGGCGGACGGGCGAGAGCGGGAAGGAGAAGGAGAAGGAGCGGGCGUUCAAGCACGUGAGAUUGUUGGUGCUGGACCGGCCGGUGGGGGAGGAGGGGGCGAGGGGGUAUGCGGUUGCGCUGGUGAAGAGCGUGGGUGGUGGAGAUGGAGAAGGGGGACAUGGGGAGGCGCGGUUGGAGGAGGGGUUUGCGCUGUUUACGGCGGAGGCGAAGGAUCCGGUGAGGAGGAAGGAGAUGUUGCUCAGGGGGGUCAUGGUGACGGGGGCGGGGUUUGGGAAUUGGCAGGAGGAGGUGGGGAGGUGUGGGGGCGGUGGGGAGGGGGUUGCGAGGGAAGGUUUGUGGGAAUUUUUUUAG